AGAUAUUGAUUGAGCAGAACAUUCGAUACCAGCAAUGGCGAGAAUAGUGCAGGGUAUCGGAAGUGAGAGUGCGAGCGAUGAUGAUGAGUUUCCUAGUGUGCAGGAGUUGGUUGCGACGCGUGGUGAGGGGAAGAGAGCACAAGCUUCAAAAUCAUCGAGGGUGAGGGUGGGCGAUGACGAGAAAAGAGAAACGAGAGUGAGGAGCCCGAUGAAGAAAAAAUUGAGGAAGGAUGAGGUAAUGAAGGUGGUCGAAGAGGCAAGGGAAGGUGAAGUUCCAAAGGCAAAGGCGAGGAAACGCGUCUUGAAUCAGAGGUCUGAUAACCCUUUGUUGAGACCGUUUGAUUGCGCGUCUUCUGAGCUGCUUGGGGAGGGAUCGAGGAGGAAGGGGAAAGUUCUGGGUGUGAAACCAGGGAAGGCAGUGGUUAAGAAAGUUGAUGAGGUUCCGUUGGAGGAGUCUCAUAAUGAGGAUAAAGGAAGAAAGGAACGACGAGAUGAGGACGUUAAGGAAGACCAAACGAUUGAACCGAGCGGUGGAAAUGUUAUGAAAUCUAUCGAAACGGACUAUGAUUCUAUGAGUCAAGCCAGAAGGAAGAAGAAUCAGCGCAGGACGGAAAAGAGCAAGCAAGUCAGACAGGCUUCAGAAAAGGAGAUAAGCGAGGACAAAGUAUCCGAAACGACUCUGCCGGCAGUAAUGAAAUCCAUCGAGUCUGAGGAUGAGGACGCCAACCAAGCCAGAAAGACGGCAAGAGGCAAGAUAGUCAGGAAGGCUUCCGAGAAAACGCGGGCAACUCCUCCUCUAAAGGUCGAGUCCGAGAAAGAGGAUUUCGGGCUUGACUCUGACGGAUUAUCGGAUUUCAUUGUUGAUGACAGUACCUUUCUGGAGGAGGAAGAUACAGUGAUCGAAGAACCUGCUCCAAGAUCUGUCAGAAGAUUGGUGAAAGGAAGAAACCCCAAUAGAGUUCAAGUGUCUGACGAUGAGGGCUUGGAUCUGCGGAUGGGAAAGCUGAAGGUGGAAGACGAUGCAUCUAGUACCCUGGACAAAGCUUUGAAAGAGUUGAAUCUUGAAGAUUCCGACGACGAGGAUCUUCUGGAAACUAAGACAAAAAAGUGCCCAAAGGAUAUUCGAUUUAAAAUACCCAGACAGCCCAAGAAUGUUGAAGCAGCACCGGCCAGCUCUGAUUUUGAAGACCCAUUCACCCUGCGAUACUCCCCUUCCAUGAACAAACCAAUAAACGUCCCCAAAGAGACUCGUUUUGCAACACCACCAGGAAGUCCUGAGCUCAAACCAAAAGGUCUGGUCUCACCCAAGAAGAAAAUUCCUCGAAUCCCUUCAACUCCUCAUCGACCAAGCAUGGAUAGUUUCUGGCAGCAAGACAUCGUCAACGACUGGAAUGACGAGUACUCCCCACGCAAAGUUAUCUGCCCUCAGCCAUAUUUCAAUGCUGAUGGCUCUAUCCCCAUUGAUCCUGUCCUCCUCUCCCCCAGAAAAUCGCCAGUCAAGCAAGAUCGAAUCACCAAGGAAGCCAAGAAAUCCUUUGCCCAGACAAAACACGCCUUAGCAGAAGCGUUCCUGCUCGAGCUCGACACCAAGGUCACCAACGGCGAGAUAUCCAGACUAGCAGGAGCAACCGGAGGAGUAAAGAUAAUCUGGAGCAAGAAGCUCAACUCAACCGCAGGCCGAGCAAACUGGAAACGCGAAACCGUGAAAUCCAACUUCAACCCCCACCUCCCACACUACCGACACCACGCCUCCAUCGAACUCGCAGAGAAAGUAAUUGAUGAGGAAAACCGUCUGCUCAACACCAUUGCUCACGAGUUCUGCCAUCUCACGACUUUCAUGAUUGAUAACAUGAAGACGAAUCCACAUGGCAAAGAGUUCAAAGCCUGGGGUGCGAAGGUCACACGCAUGUUCGCUCAUCGAGGAAUCGAAGUGACGACUAAGCACUCUUAUGAGAUCGACUACAAAUACGUCUGGGAGUGUGAGAACUGUGGCAUGAAUUUCAAGAGACACAGUAAAAGCAUUGAUCCUGAGCGCCAACGCUGUGGUACUUGCAAGAGCAGGUUAUUUCAGACGAAGCCGGUCCCGCGGGUGGGAAAAGAGAAUGGAGGCAAGGAGAAGGGAUUGGGAGAAUAUCAGAUGUUUGUUAAGGAGAAUAUGAGCAGGGUCAAGCAGGAAAAUCCAGGAAGCCCGCAGAAGGAGAUUAUGAGCUUGGUGGGCAAGAAAUAUCAAGAGUAUAAGGCUUCUAAAUUGAACGGGGCAAUGACUGCGGUUGAGAUGGUUGAUAUUGUGGCGUAUGUGGAGAGCCGACAGAUUACGCCUGGGCAGGAGAGAGCUGCUUUUGUUUCGAGGAAGCUUGAUUUCCUGGAUUUGACGAGGGAAUAAGCUGAUGGUUGGCAUGACGUAUCUGGAGUACAACAUCUCAAAACUGAACGGGGGCUUGUCUGUGAUGGAGAUGGUUGAUCUUGUGGAGGAAAUAGAGCGGUUCGAGCAAGAGUGAGCCGCAUUUGUUCUUGACGAAGCUUACUUCCUUGACUUGGCAAGGGAAAGAAUGUGCAUAGGAAGGCGUAUCAAAUUGAAUGGCAUUUCAGCCGAUUUCGGAGAUAAACAUGUUCAUAGCGAUUACUGUCAAGAUUCACUGUGCGGGGUAGUCACUGUGUCGAGUGUUCACCAAGAAUUGUGAGAUAG
Messenger RNA from Hyaloscypha bicolor E, 2686 nucleotides. RefSeq lists its product as uncharacterized. The record is from RefSeq and is a predicted model, not a curated record. Lineage: Eukaryota; Fungi; Ascomycota; Leotiomycetes; Helotiales; Hyaloscyphaceae. Gene Ontology annotation, cellular component: nucleus. The coding region runs from base 35 to 2383 and encodes 782 amino acids. The transcript has 2 exons.